AAUUAAAAAUAAACAACAAAAAAAACCUUCCCCACAGAACGGCAUAAUUUUCCCUUAGUAACUAGGUUCAGUGGAUCCAUCCGGUUCAGCCGUUGUCUCGCCCUUCCACGCAGGAUUUAACUAUGAUCCAAUUACCGGAGACAAAUGAGGUGGGGUGGGAACCAGGGUGAGCUUGCCAGAAUGCUCAGGAGUCCUUCUGCCACCCUCACCCUCACUUCGGGUGGAACACUGUGGGGCCAUUACCCUGCCCAAAGCCCGCCAGACCUCCGCCGACGCCCGGCUUCAGCCAGCGGGGCAGGGGGUGCAGCUCCCCUCACUCCGGGCGAGGACGGAGCUCCGAGCAGCUUCAGCCGCCCCAGCCCCCUCGCCACCCCUCAGUCCGCAAAGGAGGCGCGGGCCGCGGACUCCAGCCCAGAGCCCGCGCAGCCGCCCGCUCCGCGCGGUCACCUGCCGCUCCCCGGAAGCCUCUGCGCCGCCCGCCCCACUGCCCUGUUCCCCCGGGGCCGAGGUGCCGGGACCCACCCGGCAGCAGCGCAGCCGGAAACUGGCCCCGCGACUUCCUCACGCCGGGGUCGCAGCUGGCCGGCUUGUAGGCGGGGCGAGAGGACUGCGACUUCCGGCUUCCUGCUUCCGGCGUGGCGAAUUUAAUCUUCUCAAGAGAGUCCAUUAAAACCAAAGAGGACGACUGACAACCAGGGGUCAUCUGAAGUUGACUGGCUCCCAGGACAAAGAGAUUGCUGGUCAAGCAUAAGUUUUCGUAAGACUGCUACAGAGAUGUUUGAUGUAAAGGCUUGGGCUGAAUAUGUUGUGGAAUGGGCUGCAAAGGACCCAUAUGGUUUCCUCACAACAGUCAUUUUGGCCCUGACUCCACUGUUCCUAGCAAGCGCCAUCUUGUCCUGGAAAUUGGCCAAGAUGAUUGAAGCCCGGGAGAAGGAGCAAAAGAAGAAACAAAAACGUCAAGAAAAUAUUGCAAAAGCUAAACGACUGAAAAAAGACUGAACAGAUGAACAGGCCCUGCCAGCAGAAAAAAGGUCAUUUGGGAAAUUUUGCAGCUUUGGAAAGACCCUAUAAGGUUUCUUUGGAUUUCAUGGAAGUUAUUACUAUCCAUAUAGAAGAAUUAUUCUGGAAUCUGACCUGAAUACUGUAGUGACUUUUAGGCUUGGGCAUAGAUGUUUGUUGGUGACCAUUGUAAUUAUUACAGAUUUGUAAUGAUUAUACUGUUUGAACAUAUCACUGAUGCCUAUCCCAGGAUACUCUAAAAUCCAAAACUUGUAUGCACAGAUGUGAUGCCACAAGUGGAAAAUUCCAUAGCUAACCUCUGAUGGGUCUCAGUCAAAAUACAAAUGUAACAUAAUACACUUUCUUCCAGAUUAUAGGAACAUGAAUUUCUUCAAGAUGUUGCACCGUGUAUAUGCAAAUAUUCCAAAAUCUGAAAACAACUAAAACAUUUCUAGUUCCAGGCAUUUCAGAAAAGGAAUAUUCAACUUGUAUAAAUUUUUUAUUGUUGAUUUAAUCAUUUGCCAUUUUUUUACCUAUGUUCUGCAAUAUAAAUAUCCUGUGGAAACUAAUGGCUUUACAUUAUGAACUCUAUUCAAAUAGUGGUUUAAAACAAUCCUGUACUUUUUAAAAUGUUAAAGUCAAACUUGUUUUUGAAGUGAAAGUUUGCUUAGGCUUAAAAGAGACAGUAUAUUAAUCACAUUUUUUAAAAUCAUUGCUUAUUUUUUUGAAUUACUUCUGGCUUUUCCAAAGCAAAGUAAUACUAAUCAACAAAUACAUCUAUUCUGUAUUUUUCUGAUUUUAGCCUUUGAGAAAACUGGUAAUUAUUAAGACAUUCUGCAUUUUUUAAAACCUAAUUUUUUAAAAAAACUGUCUUAUUUUGAUUAUGUACAGUAUCACCUACUGGAUGUAAUAAUUUUUGUACUUACAAACACUGCCACUUUCUUAGAGAUGAGUUGUUGAGUAAUGCUAUGAUUUAAACCUUGCAGUAAAAAUGCCAAAUACUGUAAUACCUUGGAAGCAGUUUUUUCUUGUGCUAAAACUGUGAAAUAGUUAAAAUGUUUUAUCAGAUAAUUUGCUCAUUAUAUAGGUAACACUUUUUAUUCCAUUCUUUGUUUUACUUAUAAUGAUGUAUUAUUGGUCAAAUAGGUUCAGAUGAAGAUUAACUAUUUUUUUAAGGAGCUUUUAAAGAGCUAACACUUAAGUCAUACUUCAUAAAUGGUAAAGGCUUAAAAUUAGGAACAUUUGGUUGGAGAUAAUAGUAAUUGUAGGGUAAAUUAUUUCAAAAUAAGGAUGUGCUCUAGUUAGGUCCAAACUAUAAAAUCUUUUGACUAAAUAGUAUAACUAGAACUUUUGACUAUUAAACAUAGCUUUUCUAAAUGCAUGAUCUAGUAAUUUUAUUUACUAUAGCAUUUAAUAGUUUGUUUUCUGCACCUCUCAUGAUGAAUUUUAAGUUACAGUGAUUAUCCAACAGCUCUAAGAAUGAAACAAAUAAAUUUGAUACUUUUUAGAAGA
Molecule: messenger RNA, 2511 nt
Organism: Cavia porcellus (domestic guinea pig)
Lineage: Eukaryota; Metazoa; Chordata; Mammalia; Rodentia; Caviidae
Gene: Smim15
Product: small integral membrane protein 15
Exons: 3
Coding region: 775-999 (74 amino acids)
Source: RefSeq, a predicted model, not a curated record